This is a messenger RNA of Hyaena hyaena (striped hyena), 4365 nucleotides long. It is a transcript of the gene LDLR, whose product is annotated as low density lipoprotein receptor. Bases 116 to 2713 code for a protein of 865 amino acids. The record is from RefSeq and is a predicted model, not a curated record. Gene Ontology annotation, molecular function: protein binding; calcium ion binding. The transcript has 18 exons. NCBI's taxonomy places the organism in Eukaryota, Metazoa, Chordata, Mammalia, Carnivora, Hyaenidae.
CAAAUGACUGGGGCCCCGCAGGCAGUCGCUGUCCGGCCGCGCGGAGCCCGGGUUCCCUGCGCGGACUUUGCGGACCGAGACUCGGGCCGGCGCUUUACGGGCGGAACCUGGGAGCAUGAGGCCCGCGAGCUGGGGGCUGAGCUGGGCCGCCGCCCUGUUCCUCGCAGCCGUGGGGACUGCAGUGGGGGACACAUGUGGCAGAAACGAGUUCCAAUGCCAAGAUGGGAAGUGCAUUUCCUACAAGUGGGUCUGUGACGGGAGAGCUGAGUGCCUGGAUGCCUCCGACGAGUCUGAAGAGACCUGUAUGUCUGUCACCUGCAAGUCAGGGGACUUCAGCUGCGGGGGCCGUGUCAACCGCUGCAUCCCUCAGUUCUGGAGAUGCGACGGCCAGGUGGACUGCGAGAAUGGCUCCGACGAGCAAGGCUGUCCGCCCAAGACGUGUGCCGAGGAUGAGUUCCGCUGCCAGGACGGGAAAUGCAUCUCGCUCGAGUUUGUCUGUGAUUCGGACCGCGACUGCUUAGACGGCUCCGACGAGGCGGCCUGCCCCACGCCCACCUGCGGCCCCGCCAACUUCCAGUGCAACGACUCGGCCUGCAUCCCCCAGCUGUGGGCGUGUGACAGCGACCCGGACUGCAAGGAUGGCUCCGACGAGUGGCCGCAGCGCUGCGGGGACCGCACCGCGACAGCCACCCAAGGGGACGACAACCCUUGCGCGGCGCUGGAGUUUCACUGCCGCAGCGGCGAGUGCAUCCACUCGAGCUGGCGCUGUGACGGCGGCCCUGACUGCAAGGACAAGUCCGAUGAGGAGAAUUGCGCUGUGGCCACAUGCCGGCCUGACGAGUUCCAGUGCUCGGACGGGACCUGUAUCCAUGGCAGCCGGCAGUGCGACCGGGAGUAUGACUGUAAGGACAUGAGCGAUGAGCUUGGCUGCAUCAAUGUGACGCUGUGCGAGGGGCCCAACAAGUUCAAGUGCCACAGCGGCGAAUGCAUCACCCUGGACAAAGUGUGCAACUCGGCCCGGGACUGUCGAGACUGGUCUGACGAGCCUCUGAAGGAGUGUGAGACCAACGAGUGCCUGGAAGACAGAGGCGGCUGCUCCCACAUCUGCAACGACCUCAAGAUCGGCUAUGAGUGCUUGUGCCCCGAGGGCUUCCGGCUGGUGGACCAGCGGAGAUGCGAAGAUAUCGAUGAGUGUCAGGAUCCCGACGCGUGCAGCCAGCUCUGCAUAAACCUCGAGGGCAGCUACAAGUGCGAGUGUGAGAAGGGAUUCCGGCUGGACCCCCUCACCAAGGCCUGCAAGGCUGUGGGCACCAUUGCCUACCUCUUCUUCACCAACCGCCACGAGGUGAGGAAGAUGACCUUGGACCGCAGCGAAUACACCAGCCUCAUCCCGAACUUGAAGAACGUGGUCGCCCUGGACACCGAGGUGGCCAGCAACAGAAUCUACUGGUCCGACCUGUCCCAAAGGAAGAUCUACAGCACUCAGAUCGACAGAGCCCCCGGCCUCUCCUACGACACCGUCAUCGGCGAGGACCUGCAGGCCCCCGACGGGCUGGCGGUGGACUGGAUCCACAGCAACAUCUACUGGACAGACUCGGUCCUGGGCACCGUCUCCGUGGCCGACACCAAGGGAGCGAAGAGGAAGACGCUCUUCAAGGAGAAAGGCUCCAAGCCCCGUGCCAUUGUGGUGGACCCCGCUCACGGCUUCAUGUACUGGACAGAUUGGGGAACCCCCGCCGAGAUCAAGAAGGGAGGUCUAAAUGGUGUCGACGUGCACUCGCUAGUGACAGAGGACAUCCAGUGGCCCAAUGGCAUCACCCUGGAUCUUUCUGGUGGCCGCCUCUACUGGGUUGACUCCAAGCUCCACUCCAUCUCCAGCAUUGAUGUCAACGGGGGAAACCGGAAGACCAUUUUGGAGGAUGAGAAGAAGCUGGCACACCCCUUCUCCUUGGCCAUCUUUGAGGAUAAAGUAUUUUGGACGGACAUCAUCAAUGAAGCCAUUUUCAGUGCGAACCGCCUCACGGGCUCCGACAUUAAUCUGGUGGCUGAAAACCUGUUGUCCCCGGAGGACAUUGUCCUUUUCCACAACCUCACGCAGCCAAGAGGGGUGAACUGGUGUGAGAGGACCGCCCUCCGCAAUGGUGGCUGCCAGUACCUGUGUCUCCCGGCGCCACAGAUCAACCCACACUCGCCCAAGUUCACCUGCGCCUGCCCGGACCACGUGGUGCUGGCCACGGACAUGAAGAGCUGCCUCGUAGAGACGGAAGCUGCAGCGACCCCCCGGGGCACCUCCAGGGUCACGGUCAGGCCAACGGCGCGCUCCCCAGCCGUGAGGACGACUGCGCGCUCUCCCGCCGUGGAGCCAAAGCGCACAGCCAGCCCGUGGUCCGUGGCCAGCCCCGAGUUCACCACGGCGGAGACGGUGACCAUGUCCCACCCAGCCCUGGGCGACGCGGCCAGCAGAGGAGACGAGGAGAAGCCGAGGGGCCCGGGGGCCCUGUCCAUCAUCCUCCCCGUUGUGCUGCUCAUCCUCCUGGGCUUCGGGACCUUCCUGCUCUGGAAGAACUGGCGGCUUAAAAGCAUCAACAGCAUCAACUUUGACAACCCCGUGUACCAGAAGACCACGGAGGACGAGGUGCACAUGUGCUGCGGCCAGGACGGCUACACCUACCCCUCGAGACAGAUGGUCAGCCUGGAGGACGAUGUGGCCUGAGCCGCCGCCGCCCCUGGUCCUGUGCUUCCCCGGAACCUGCCGCGCGUCGCGGGCAGGAAGAACACUUUCUCCCGGGACCCUUGACCUGCCCCGCACCCUUCCCCCCGUUCCCUGCACGGAAAGAAGUGACCGAAAGCACUGCCGGCGGCACAGCCUGCGCGCCAGCAGCCACUUGGCCUGCCUGCCAGAGCUCUGUUUUAUAUAUUUAUUCCUCUGGGAGGCAGAGCGGGCUUCCAACGGCGUGCACGCAGCACGUUUGCGUCGGGGUCCCCCCCCCCAUUCCUUUCUCGCUGAAGCGGGGAGAAGAGAAGGCCGAAUGAGCUGGGGGGACAUUUUCCCCUCCCCAGGGACUGCUCCCUUCUCCCCUCCUGAGGCACUGAUGGGGGGGGGGGGUCGGGGGAAGAGAGGCCCGUGGCUUUGAACCCGCGAGAGCAGGCACUACCCACAGGCUCCUGGGUAGCUGCCCAAGCCCCCAAACUCAGGAGUAAAUGUGUUCACCGCUGCCUUGCCGGACGGCCGGAGUUAGCUUUUGCUCUGCUCCCACCCCCAGAUCUGGAUCAAACUAGGGGUUACCCAGUGGGCUUCAUGCCCUCCCGGGGCUGGGGGGGCACUGAGCCCCUUCCCGAUGCCCCCCCCCUCAUUCCCUGAAACCAGACAGCUCCCAGGGAGAGCCUGAGCCCACCCCCCCACCCCCCGUUGCCCUUAAUAUUUAUUAAGUGCCUGCACGGCCCCAUUACCCGGUGCGUGAAGGCAGCGGCCGCCAACGCCCAAGGGCAGCCGUCAGUCUGAGGGCGGCCGUCUGGACCCCAGAUCCAGGACCCCUUGCACUUUUUGAGUUCAGGGCUAUACCUUGUGUCAAGGCGACGUUCUUAUGAUUUUGCACUGGUUUCGGUCCUGGCUGGGAGAGGGCCCGUGGGGGUGAGUGUGCGAUCUCGGUGGCAUCCCCACCCCCCAGCCCAGACCUUCCCUUCAAAGUCACAAUCAUGACCAUCAACCUCGUGUCCGUUCCCACGCAGGCGCCCCCCAAGCCAUUGAUUUCCCGCAAGACGGUGGUUCCUUGUAGCCCCGGGAGGCGUCCCCUGGGCCUGGUUGUUUUUACCUUCCAAAACCAAACUUUCUGAGCUGCUCACACACCUCACACUCAUGACCAAAGAAAGAAGUGCCAGCCUCUUGUGGAUUCCUGCCUCCCAUCGCCCAGGGAAUGUCCACGGGCCACUGCAUGACCACUCAACACUGUGCCCUACUCCGUAGGAAACUGUGAAAGCCUUUUCUCCUCCUCAAGCCUGUAAAUAAGCCGCUGUACAGAUGGGGGGGGAUGCUUUUUGUUCUGUUUGCACUUUGUACAUUCGUUAGACAUUUGUCACUUAUAUAUAUGAACCAGAUCUAUUUAUUUUUGCAAACCCUGGUUGCUGCCUCUGUGGCCCCUCUGGGGGCUCCGCAUUGUGGGGGGGGGGGGAGUUGUCUCUGAGACGCCUCUAAUUUUUGUACAAAGAUGAUUCAUGUGGGCUUUGCACGAAGCUCUUCCGGAGAAAUGGGUCUGUGUUGUAUAGAUGUUGCUUUGGGAGGGGGGGGUAGUGCUUUUUACAACCACUGUAUAGAACGUUUUUAUAGCCUGGAUGUCUUCCUGGGGUCGAUUAAAUUUCUUAAAUGAA